Messenger RNA from Lachancea mirantina, 1065 nucleotides. Lineage: Eukaryota; Fungi; Ascomycota; Saccharomycetes; Saccharomycetales; Saccharomycetaceae. The record is from the annotation of a GenBank genome assembly.
AUGGUCAAAGUCGCCGUUCUCGGAGCCGCGGGCGGAAUCGGCCAGCCCCUCUCACUGCUGUUGAAAAUGAACCCAUAUGUGUCGCAGCUCGCGCUGUACGACAUCCGCCUUGCGCCCGGUGUCGCCACGGACCUUAGUCACGUGAACACCAAUGCCCGUUGCCGCGGCUACUCCAAGGACGAGCUUAACGCCGCGGUCAGCGGCGCUAAGCUCGUCGUCAUACCGGCGGGUGUGCCCCGGAAGCCCGGAAUGACGCGGGAUGAGCUGUUCCGCGUCAACGCGGGCAUUGUGGCCCAGCUCGUCACCGCGGUAGCCCAGAAUGCGCCACAGGCGCGCAUUCUGAUCAUAUCGAACCCAGUCAACUCCACAGUGCCCGUAGCGGUCGAGACCUUACGUGCGCUGGGCGCCCUUUCGCCCGGCAAGGUUAUGGGUGUUACGACGCUUGACGUCGUACGCGCACAGACGUUUCUGAGCGAGUCUCUUGGCGCUGCUAACUACGCCCGCGACGGAAUGCGUCGCCAUGUCACCGUCGUCGGCGGCCAUUCGGGAAAGACCAUUGUGCCCCUUGUUCUGAACAAUACGUACCGUGCGCGGCUAAUCGCCGCGGAUGCCAAGGCGGCUAAGCGCGGCGGUAAGGCGGCAAACGGCUACGCUGCGUUUGUGCACCGCGUCCAAUUUGGCGGAGACGAGGUCGUAGAGGCCAAACAGGGCGCAGGGUCUGCUACCUUGUCUAUGGCACUUGCUGGGUACCGUUUUGCCGAGCAAGUGCUCAAGAGCAUCCACUCAGAAGCGACUGAGGGUCCUGUGCCUUGUUUCGUGCACUUACCAAGCAUUGCGGGCGGAUCGGAACUACAGGAACGACUCGCGGCGCUAAGCGGCCGCGAGUCGCGCUCCAUUGAGUACUUUGCCGCGCCCGUGCGCCUGGAGCAUGGCGAGGCAAAGCACGUAGAGUGCGCGUGGCUGGACGCUGUGCAUAAAGAAGAGCAGGCACUGCUCGUAACCGCGAUUGCGGAUCUGGAAGCCAACGUAGUCAAGGGCAAGCGGUUUGUACAGAGCAAGAUGUAG